This is a messenger RNA of Thermothelomyces thermophilus ATCC 42464, 2651 nucleotides long. RefSeq lists its product as uncharacterized. The transcript is spliced from 2 exons. Gene Ontology annotation, cellular component: Mon1-Ccz1 complex; intracellular membrane-bounded organelle. The record is from RefSeq and is a predicted model, not a curated record. Bases 89 to 2527 code for a protein of 812 amino acids. Lineage: Eukaryota; Fungi; Ascomycota; Sordariomycetes; Sordariales; Chaetomiaceae. Gene Ontology annotation, biological process: vesicle-mediated transport.
ACAUUGAAAUCGACCCUCGCAAAACAGCAGACUGAUGAGAUUAGCAAUCACUAUCUACUAAAGUGUCUAUACUACGCGAAUCUCGAGCAUGGCCAACGCGCUACGGACAUCCAGCGUGGUUCCGGCCCAGCUCGGUUUCCUAGCCAUCUACAACCCCAGCUUGGGCACGACCGACGAGACCGUCGAUGACCAGAUUGUCUACUAUGCCUCGGCCAGCACCUUGUCGAAUGCAAAGGAACGCCGCCGCCUCCUGCGCGCCGCCAAGGACGGCCGCCCAACCGACAGCAUCUCCAGCGAGGAGCGCAACGAGCGUCUCAGGCAGAUAGGCCUCGCCCAGGGCAUGGUUGAGUUUGCCAGGAGCUUUUCCGGUGGCAAAGCCGUCGACUCGAUCGACACGGAGCGCGCCCGCGUGGUGCUGCAUGAGCUGGAACCGGGCUGGUGGAUUCUCGCUUCCAUCGACCUCACUCGCCUCCCCCUUUCGCCAAGCAAGACACCAGCCACCCCUCCCACCUCAUCUCCGCCGCCGGCUCAAGCCCGCGGCACUGCUCCUCAGCAAACCCGUCCUCCCGAGUACGAGUACUCGGCUCGUGAGGUCAAGCCGCCCGCCCUCCUGCUCCGCGACCUCCUCCGCGCCCACGCCCUCUUCCUCCUGCACCACGGCCCCUCCCUCUCCGCCCUCUACUCCGCCCUCCCGCGCCCACAGUUCGGCGUUGCCCUGGCUCGCUACUGGGACUCCUUCCUGCUCACCUGGAACGUCCUGCUGCACGGUAAUCCGGCCCGAGACGUGCUGGGAGGCAUCAAGGUCGCCGCCUCCGGUGAGCUGGGCAUGGGCGUCGGCGAGGAGGACAGGGGGAGCGGGGAGCGCGAGGUGCUCGAGGGGAUGGCGGGAGGAGCGGUGGCCGGGUUGGUCGAUCUGGUCGUCGGGAGGUUUGGCGAUGCGGGCGCGGCCGAGAAGGAGGGAACGAGGACAUGGCAUGCCGGCGGUGCGGGGAGCGGCGGGAGCGAGCACCAAAGGUGGCUUGGGCAAGGGACCGACGUUGGUGCGGAGGAUGGGGCCGUGUUUCUGGGCGUAGGGGCACUCUCGAGGCGGUCACUGCGCGCGGUCACUGACUGGAUGGAAGACGUGUAUACGUGGGGCGAGAGCGCGUAUGGCGUUGCUGAUGCUCCAGCAGCGGCGGGAUCACGGGUAAAGAGACGACGGCGGGGCGAGAGGAGCGGCGGUGUCGCCAAAGCGUCCCCUUCUGGGGUGGGUAGUAAGACUCAGAAAAAAGAGAAGGGUGAGCCUGGGGAACCGGAAACGGGCGGUGACGCCAGCAAGGCGGAUCGGAAUGACCACACAAAAACCUCGGCCGAAGGCGGCGAAGUCGCCGGUGGCAUGGACAAGAUGCUGAGCUAUCUCAAGUUUGGGUACGGCACGUACUGGUCUCUGGGAACCACCAGCCCCCCAAGCAACUCAGACGCCGGCGAUGAAUCAGCGGCGGACUCGGCCGCUGCUGAAGAUGCGCUCGGCCGGGAGUCCUCGCGAGCCCUUGAUGAUGGCUACUUCUUGCUUGGGCUAGAGGAGCCAAAGGCAGACCCAGAGCAGCCAGACCGCCCAUUACAGGGUGGCCCAGCAACGCCGCGGACCGUCACAGUCGAGCUUGAACCCGAAGUCUCCAGACAGAGGGAUCCGAACAAUGCCCGGUCGCCGGACCCUGACGCCCCACACACUUCACAGCCAAGGACAGCCCAGUUACGUCCCGUCAUCUAUAUACACAGACCCUUCAUAUACAUUCUGCUUUUUCAGCCGACCGGCACCGUCCUCCCCAGCUGGGAAGAGCUCUCUCGAUCCCUCCACUCGCAGCUCACUACCCUCCACAAGCCCCUCCUCAGCUCAACCGCCUACCGGCCGGAGAAGCCCCUUCCGGCGUCGCUCCAGAGCGAGAUCUACGACCUCGUCUUUGAUCCCAAAACACUCACAAUCCACUCGACCAUCCCCAGCAUCCCCGACCCGGUCUUUGUCGCCGAUUCCACCCCUGGAGGGCUCUUUGGCCCAUCACCACCGCCGCCACCGCCGCCCAAAUCCUCGCCAACAACAGCACCCUGGACCCGCGUGGAAGCGCUCAGCACGCACAAUCAGAUCCUCAACAUGUUUGCCGGUUCGCGCGGGGAGGCGGGUGCGUUGGAGCGGACUUGUAAGACGAGCCGCGGGUGGUGGGUCGUUUGGAGCCGCGUCCUCGAGCAGGGCCAAACAGCCGGGGCGGACAGGCGAUCGCCUUCGCCCGGCGGGUCGGAUGCGGGUCAGGAGGGCGCGAAUGACGGGGAUGGAUCUGGAUGCGGCAGCGGCCCAGCGGUGGGCAAGGAGAUCUUCCUCGUCCGGCGAGCGAGCGACCAGGGCGCCGGCGCCGGCGUCCGGAGCGUCGGCGCGGCGUCGUAUGUCGGCGGCGGUGCCUCGGCGGGGUGGGCGGAAGGGGCGAGCCGCCUGGCGCAAGGCAUCGGCGUCGAUACGAGAAGGUACAUUGAGGGGCUGUUGAGUCUUAACCGGUGAGCUCAUGAACGAGCUAUGGAGAUACUAGUAAAAGGGGGGAUCGAAUGACGACUGUAGGAGGGCAAGCUUAGGUCAAGUCAUGAUUCAUUCCUCGAAAAUGCCUCGAAUUUACCAUGGGGUGUCA